Molecule: messenger RNA, 2204 nt
Organism: Poecilia reticulata (guppy)
Lineage: Eukaryota; Metazoa; Chordata; Actinopteri; Cyprinodontiformes; Poeciliidae
Gene: chchd3a
Product: coiled-coil-helix-coiled-coil-helix domain containing 3a
Biological process (GO): inner mitochondrial membrane organization
Cellular component (GO): mitochondrion; MICOS complex
Source: RefSeq, a predicted model, not a curated record
AAAAACCCGUCAUGCUAAGGAAGUGCGCACUUUUCUGAAGCCGUGUAGUUUGGGCCACAUUUGUACUUGACUGUACGCAACCGGGACAAAAACAGAAGUGUGUGGUUAUAUUGUGUGUUAUAUGUAGCCCAGAUUAGCGACUUUUCUGACACCCUGCGGUCUGACAAUGGGAGCAAACAACAGUACCCGCCGUGUUUCAUUCGAGUCAGACGAGAACGAGAAUAUAACAGUGGUGAAGGGCAUACGGCUUUCUGAAAACGUGAUCAAGCGCAUGAAAGAACCCACCACUCCUCCAAAACGGUUGCAGAGUACUCCCACUUCAGCAACUUCAAAGGCACCGACCCUCAUCCCAUCUCCUCUACUCCGACCUGUUCCUCCUCUCGCUGACCUCGCCACCUCCUCGCCUCCCUCCCCUCCUUUUGUAGAACCUGCAGCACCUCCAGCUCCAUCUGCUACAGAGUCUGUGGCCACGCCUCCUCCUAAACCUCCCACACAACAGGUAGCAGAGAACGCCAAAGCUGACUUGGUGCUUUCUCAUUCAUCUCCCUCAGUUUCUGCUAACGCUGUUGCUGCUUCUGUUCUUGAGCCUUUAACCACCCUUCCUGCACCCACUCCUGCUCACACUGAACAGUUCACUCCUGCUUCCUGCCACGCUUCAGAUUUGGUGGAAACUGUAACUCCUCUUGCACCUCCUCCCUUAACUCAAUCCAUCGCCUCUCCUCCCUCAGUAAUCAAACCAAUUGCUCCUUCUCAUGCUGUUGAGCCUCUUCCUUCACACGUCCAUAAGUCGGAAUCCCUCUCCUCCCCUCCUGUUUUCAAACCUAUCACCAUACUGCCAGCAUCUUUGCUCCCUUCAGGGGACUCUUUGCCUCUGCAGUCUGCUGAAUCUUUACCUACAGCUCCCCUGCCUGAGUUUACUGCUUCUUGUGAACCAGUUGCACCUCCUCCCCAGCCCACAGCGGAACCAUUAUCACCUGCUUCAGUCCCUGAGCCAGUGGCAGUGCCUCAGUCAAGUCCAGUUUCGCCACCUGCUGUGCCACCAGCAGUGAAUGAAGAGGCCCUGAGGAAGAAGAUCACUGAUGAGCUGUAUAAAGACUUGGCGCAAAAGCGGGCCAAAGCAGAGCAAGAUAUGCAAGCAUGGUACGAUGCAGAGAAGGCCCGGGCAUCAGCGCAGGCUCAAGCUGACACUCAGGCCAAAGUCCAGGAAGAAAUAUCCAGGAUCCUGUCUGUGGAGCGAGCCCUCACCCAAGACAGCCUCCAGCAAGCGAUCAUUAGGGAGAGGAUCAGCAGUGAGGAUGAGAAGCUUCGUGCUCAGCUACUCGCCAAGCAGCUGGAGGCCAAGGAAGCAGAUCUGAAGAAGCAGGAUGCUUUUUACAGAGAGCAGGUGGCCCGACUAGGAGAAAGGAGCGCGCAGUUCUACAAGGUCACCACCGAGAACUAUGACAAAGCUGUCGACCAAGUAAACGCCAAAUUCAAGAGGUACGAAGUGCAUCCAGUGUGUGGAGACCUCCAGGGCCAGAUUCUGAGCUGCUACAAAGACAACGCGGGAAAAACUCUGAAUUGCUCCAACAUAGCAGCUCUUUACCUGCAGUGUGUUAACGAUGCCAAACAGAGUGACAAACGUUGCGUCUUCACGGAACAGUAACAUAACAAGUUGAGGACUGGGGGAUAAGGAUGAAGGAGGAGCAAUUCUGAGUAUAUUGGAGGGGGAUUAUAAACGGAUGGACUGACAAACUAGAGUGGAGAAGAAGAGGUAUGAGUCAGCACCAAGACACGCGCACCUUCAGAACCCAGCGGGGCACCGAACCAAACUAGAGUCACCGAACACAACACCCCGAGAGAGGAAGAGAGAUCCAGACAGUAGUUUCUACCUCCUUCCCUUUCCUCUUUUUUCCCUUUGUCGAUCUCUCCUGUGAGUACGGCGGUGAUGCUGUGUGGAUGUUUGGGAAACGCAGCGCGGGCGGGAGAACAACACGGCGCAAUGCGACACGAGCCGGGCCCGUCUGUUUUUUACCGUAAACCGUUCGCCACCUCCAGAAAGCCAGCCAAUCCCGAUCACGGUCUCACCUGGACAGUUAGAAAAGCGAGUAAUCAUGCUAGUAAACGUCAGUCCUACUUUGUUCUCCGUAAUUUAUUGUUUUUCCUGCUCCUCAUGCACAAUAAUGUACACAAAUAAACAUGCAAGCGUCUGCUGCUACUCUGCA